CAAGUCACAUGACUGAGGGCGCUCUAUCUCUACUCUAUGGUUUGCCAGAGUUAUCUAGCACCCUCUUCCUUAUCUAUGGUCUUUUACCUCCUGACGUUCUCCGUGUGCACAUUCUCAACAUCAUGGCAGACACUGAAGAAAAGAAGACCCUGGUGGAGGACACCGAAAACCACUCCAAAAAGAGGAUCUACUUGGACUACAAUGCAACUACCCCUCUGUCUGCAGAAGUGGUCAAGGCAGUGACAGAAGCUCUGCAAGAGGCGUGGGGAAAUCCCAGCAGCAGCUACAGUGCAGGAUGUAUGGCCAAGCAACUAAUAGACAAAGCCCGGGCACACAUUGCCAGCAUGGUAAACGGAAAACCAGAAGAUGUUAUCUUCACCUCUGGAGGAACAGAAGCCAACAAUAUGGUAUUAUUUUCGGCUGUGGAACAAUUCAAUAUAAGAGCCAAAGAAAGUUCCAGUAACGGUGUGGACAAGGCACUGCCACACAUCAUUACUUCCAAUGUGGAGCAUGAUUCUAUUGUACUACCUCUUCAACACCUGCAGAGGGCGCACAGAGCCGAGGUGACCUUUGUGCCAGUAUCCACUACUACGGGACGAGUGGAGAUUGAUGAUAUUAUUGCAGCUCUUUGUCCUAACACAUGUCUAGUGUCCAUCAUGUUGGCAAAUAAUGAAACUGGCGUUAUCAUGCCUGUGGGUGAACUGUCACAACGGCUUGCACCCAUUUCUAAACAGCGUGCUAGCCAGGGGCUUCCCGCAAUCUUGUUACACACAGAUGCAGCACAGGCACUGGGAAAGAUCAGCGUGGAUGUUCAAGAACUACAAGUCAAUUAUUUAACCAUUGUGGGACACAAGUUCUAUGGUCCUCGUAUUGGAGCUCUUUAUGUCCGUGGAAUAGGGCACCAAACACCACUGCUGCCAAUGUUAUAUGGAGGAGGACAGGAGCGCAAUUACAGGCCAGGGACAGAAAAUACACCAAUGAUCGUGGGGCUAGGCAAGGCUGCAGAGUUAGUCAGUUUACACUGUGCUGUAUAUAAGAACCACCUGCGAGAAGUACGGGACUAUCUGGAACAGAGAUUACAGGCUGUAUUUGGUGACAGGAUCCGAUUUAACUCUCACUUCCCUGGUACAAAACGCCUUCCUAACACAUGCAACGUGUCACUGCUGAAGCCUUCUGUCCUAGGAUGUGAAUGGCUGGCCCAUUGUCAUACUCUUCAGGCAAGUGUUGGAGCAGCUUGUCACUCAGACCGGGGAGACAGUCCUUCCCAUGUACUGCUGAGCAGUGGAGUACCCAGAGAAUCCGCGCGUGGCGCUGUUCGUUUGAGUGUGGGUCGGGAGACAUCAAGAGAAGAUGUAGAUGUGAUUGUUAGGGAUCUUGAACAAGCAGCACACAAACUGGAAUGUAAAGAGUCGAGUAAGAGAGAUCUGAAAACAUAGAAAUGGGACAGAGAGAAGUUGUGCUUACAGGUUAAAUAGCAAUGAACAUUAGAAAACAUAAGUCGACAGCCCUUUAACUGUUGAUUAAUAAGUGCAAUAGAUGCUUAUGUAACUUGGACAUAUUUUGCUUUUUUGUUAGCAUAAGGCCCAUACAUUAGUCAGUUUUUUCAUUCAGCCAGGGAUUGAAUGAAAAAAACGGACCCAAUUCCUCCAUCCAUACAUUCGGGGUGGAUGGGGUAAUCCGCCCGCUGUGCUGUUAUAUUCUGUCAGCAGGUAGACUUCCUACCAUACUUGAUCAGCGCUUCCGGCUAUAGCCUGCUGUGCUGAUUGAGCAGGGAAAAUCUGACAGGCUGGUUGUACAGAAGUCAGUCAGUAGAUCGAAUUUUACAACCACCGUGUCUCCCUACAUGGAUCGAAAUUUGGCUGGUCCCUGCUGAACCAGACAAAUUUCAAUCCAUGUAUGGCCAGCUUAAAGGAGA
Molecule: messenger RNA, 1915 nt
Organism: Rana temporaria (common frog)
Lineage: Eukaryota; Metazoa; Chordata; Amphibia; Anura; Ranidae
Gene: SCLY
Product: selenocysteine lyase
Exons: 13
Coding region: 9-1436 (475 amino acids)
Source: RefSeq, a predicted model, not a curated record